Geodia barretti is the source of this 609-nucleotide messenger RNA. Lineage: Eukaryota; Metazoa; Porifera; Demospongiae; Tetractinellida; Geodiidae. The record is from the annotation of a GenBank genome assembly.
AGGAGUUAGCUCUCAGUCCUACCCUCGAUUUGAGUUCAGAGGAGAUGUUCUGGUAAACAACUCUUUCAUAGUUCGUGGACUCCAGUAAACAUUGGAGAAGGCCACAAUGACUCACUGCAUUGUGUGACUGACAACUCAGAGUGUUGUAGCAAUGGACAAGGUGACUGGUAUGAUGAGAGGGGAAGACAAGUCCAGCAGGGACCAGAUGGAGAGGGUGACCUGUAUGUCACUAGAGGAGAUGGAGUGGUCUAUCUCAAUCGCAGAAGAGGAGGAACUUCAGGAAUGUGGAGAUGUGAUAUACCUGAUAGUAAUGGUGUACAGCAGAGUAUCUACAUCUACCUUGGGACUCCAACCACAGAGGCAAAUGAGGAUCCUCCUGAGUUCACUCUCACAUGUCAGAGUAAGGGAGGACCAGUCACAGAGGUGGUGUGGAGGAGGACUGCAGAAGGAAACACAGUGACAGUAGAGGAAGACAGUAACCACACCACCAGUCAGAUCAUAGUGGACACAUCAAGUAACACUGUCUAUAAUAACACUCUGAGAGUCAGGGGAAGAGAGACAACUGUAACAUAUAGAUGUACUGUGAGCAACAACAGGCAUGAAUAUGUC